AGGAGAAUUAUGAAGAUAUUGAUUGGUAACGACGGUGGGUAAAAAGCGGAAAUGUCAAAAAGAAAGUUGAAAAUUCAUGAGUCGAAAUGUAUUUUUAUGUCCACAUACGAUGUAAAGUCAGUUUGAUAACUUUGAUUAAAUGAUAUACUUGUUUUUGUUAUGAGUUCUGAAUUACGAACGAAAGAGGGAGAGCUUCAAAAACUUCGUCGUCUGAAGGGUUGGAAAACAUAUUACUUCAAGUUGGAAAGAAGCUAUUUACAUUAUUUUGAAACAGAAUACACAGCAAAACCUAUUGAAACAAAGACAAGAGGUGACAUAUCAAAAGUGGAACUUUCAAAGGAGGAUUCUAUCACAGGCUUUGAUAUUAUAUUCAAGUCAGGUGAUACUUGGCAUUUGCAAGCAGAAACAAAUGAGGAGAGAUUGGAUUGGAUGAAAACAUUGAAGCCUGAUGCAAAAAGUAAUAAUCAUACCGUGAAAACUACUACCACUACAGCUCCAUUGACAGAGCAAAAUAAUAUAUUUCCACCUAAUUAUCAAAGACUAUAUCCAAAUGUACAUAACACACAAGGCGCCCAUGGUAUGUCAGACUCAAUUGCUCCUCCAGCUUAUGAAGACAUUAAAUGGGAAUGUGGACAGAAUCAAGACCAUUUAUAACUCCAUGAUCCAAUUUGUGUUGAUGUUUAUCAAUAUUUCUAUGAUAUAUCUACACUUUCUUAAAUAAUUGUAAAAAAAUUUUAUUUCUCUACAAUGUAAGCGAUGGUAUCGCUAGCAUAGGGUAGUCUUGUUUAAAAGAUUGAGCUCUGCUACAUUUGCAUAGCAGUACUAAAUACACAAAUGGCUGCCCAAAUCCACUUAAUGAAAACUAUGUUGACUGUGAAGUCAAAGAUGAGAAAAGUAGAAGUGAUAAAAAGAACAUGUAUGCUUUUAUAAAAUUUAUUCAAGAUAUGAAAUGUAAACACACAGAGAUAACACGUAAAAGAAUUUUAAUUUUAUUUACCUUCA
This is a messenger RNA of Xenia sp. Carnegie-2017, 1002 nucleotides long. Its product is annotated as dual adapter for phosphotyrosine and 3-phosphotyrosine and 3-phosphoinositide-like. Lineage: Eukaryota; Metazoa; Cnidaria; Anthozoa; Malacalcyonacea; Xeniidae. The transcript has 6 exons. The coding region runs from base 160 to 654 and encodes 164 amino acids. The record is from RefSeq and is a predicted model, not a curated record.